UAUUCGGGUUCACAGCUCUCGCAGCCUCGGCGAGAAACGACUUCAGGUAUCGGAAGCCAGUAUCAUCCAGGGCUAUUUCCCAACCCCACUUUAUCAAUAUCUCUUUGCAUCCCUCAAUUUGAUGACCACCCACCCUCUUAGCAUCUGUUACCAGAAUUUAAGUUCCUAUGAGUUCAACCUCUACAAGUAAGAUAGGAGGCCGUUUACGGCUUUCCCUCUCGCGUCUUCCGUCCGAAAAAGAAGUCUACUUCCGGGAGUCUUCAUUCAUUGUUCAGUAUGGAAUCGAGAAACUCCCGUCCCCGGCGAAGAUCCGAUCACUGCAGAAGGUAUCCGGCUCGGGAGAUCCUCCUCCAAUACGAUUUCCAGAAAUAGGACUCCUUGUGAAAUAUGGCCACGGUAUUAGCAUUGCGGAAGGCCAGUGUCUAUGGGCGAUACAACAGUUCCUUCGAAACAAUGUUCCGGUCCCCGAGAUAUAUGGGUGGAGAGAGGAUGGGGAUGAGACAUUUAUUUAUAUGGAAUUGAUUGAUGGUGACACGCUGCAAGAGCGAUGGACUUCACUGUCAAGUGUUGACCGAGUGCGGUUAUGUGAAGAACUUCGCGAGAUAAUCAUGUCUUUACGUCGACUUGAGCAGUCGCCGGGUGAAAAGUUUAUUGGUAUGUAUCGCCAGGUGGUCAUAUUAUCUUCCAAAUCAGUCGUUGAAACUUUCUCCAGGACGGGUGGGUGGCCAGCCACUCUCUGACGUGACCUUUUCCGGCGUUGAGGCCGGUCCUUUC
This is a messenger RNA of Paecilomyces variotii, 774 nucleotides long. RefSeq lists its product as hypothetical. The transcript has a single exon. NCBI's taxonomy places the organism in Eukaryota, Fungi, Ascomycota, Eurotiomycetes, Eurotiales, Thermoascaceae. Bases 168 to 740 code for a protein of 190 amino acids. The record is from RefSeq and is a predicted model, not a curated record.